AUGACCAUGAGUGUAGAUGGGCCUCUGCCUAAUCUGAAGAAACAGCUUCGACUAGAUUUGUGUCUCGUUCCAUACAUGGACCAAGACGGUAAAGAUUUCCUACGUAGAUUUGACAGCUGGUGGACAAACUCUUUCCAAUUCUUUGGAGAUUUAGCGAAGACUGACCACCGCAUUACAGAAGAAGUAGAACGGAAGUUAUUCAUCAAAUGCAUAGACGAAGAUUUACGUCUGUGGCUUGAGAACUCCGUCUUACCGAAACAGAUUAAAGAUAUGAGGUUACCUGAGCUUCUUGAGCACACAGGCAGUUUAUUUAGAAAGAAAUACAAUUUUUCAAUCGUGGAGCGGGUACGUCUUCACAGACGUCUUCAACAGACUGGUGAGACUGUUCAUUUAUAUUUAGAUGCAUUGAAACAACUAGCUGCAAAUUGUUGUUUUGCUCCGGCGGAAUAUCAUAGUAGACUUAGAGAUAUUUUUGUUGCUGGUUUGCGCAACGAUGAAAUGUUGCAGAAGAUCUAUGAAAGGGAUAAUCUUUUGACGACACCUCUAGAACAGGUACUGGAUUUCGCUAGAACGUUGGAGAGUGCCAUGGAUAGUGUUGCAGCAACACGAGAUACGUCUACGUCAGUGAAUUUGGAGACCAUCCAAAAAAAUCAGGAAAACAAGGCAUCAACCAAGGCAAGCAAAGGAAGAUCGAAUUUAUACACGAGAGCAGACGUAUCUUUACUAAAUGCUCAGUCUUGGGAAUGUCUUGGGAGUCCUAGAUUGUCGGCUUCUCAAGGAAGACUUCGAAAUGCAUGGGGAAAAGAAGGAGUGGGAACCAAUCUACUUGGGAUGGAUUGGAUAAGGAAAGUUGGACUUGCAAUAACAUGUAUUGAAUUUCUUAAAAGCUUGGGAGGCCCAGUUGUGUUACCGGUGGAAGUAAUAGCACCAAUCGCUUUGAAUGGGUUGUUGUAUGAAUUUUCUGACAUACUUCAGGAAGAGUUGGGACGUUGCAGUGAGAAGGCAAGCAUCCAAGUUCGUCCGGACGCAGAUCUCAAAAUCAUUCCGUUUAGAAGACCUCUUAAGCAUCUGAGAAAACAAAUAGAGCUAGAAUUAGACAGACUGGUUGAAAGAGAGGUUUUGGAGCCAGUGAAUAAUUCAUUAUGCGCUUUUCCAACUGUCAAUAUUGUGAAGCAAUCAGGAUCUGUACGAGUAUGUGGAGACUUUAAGGAUAUCAACAAAUUUAUGGUGGUAGACCAGCACCCGAUUCCACACCUGUCUGAUCUUUUCACUGUUCUCGUGGGAAGGCAAAAAUUCUCUAAGAUAGAUUUGUCAGAUGCGUAUAAUCAAUUGGAACUGGAUUCGGAAAGUCAGAAAUAUUUGGUGAUAUAUCCGCACAAAGGCUUGUUCAAAUUUCGUCGAUUACCAUUUGGAGUGAGCUCUGCACCUGAUAUAUUUCAAAGAGUAAGGAAUAAGAUGUUAAAUAAAAUCAAGAAAACCACUAAUUUCUUUGAUUACUUUUUGGUGACAGGGUCCGAUGAUGAAGAACAUUUAAAAAGCUUGUCUGAAGUGUUGAAGCGUAUCAGCGAUCAUGGCCUUCGCUUGAAGGAAGAUAAAAGUUCAUUCUUUCAGUCAUCGGUACAAUAUCUUGGUCAUAUCAUCGACAAGCAUGGUAUUCAGCCUUCGAAAGAGAAGAUAAAAGCCAUUCAAGACAUGCCGAUUCCUACAAAUCAAGCUGAUUACGUUCAUUUCUAG
Molecule: messenger RNA, 1734 nt
Organism: Corticium candelabrum
Lineage: Eukaryota; Metazoa; Porifera; Homoscleromorpha; Homosclerophorida; Plakinidae
Exons: 5
Coding region: 1-1734 (577 amino acids)
Source: RefSeq, a predicted model, not a curated record